ACAAUGAGAUGUUUCAAAAUAUUGAUAGGGUAAGCUUAUCAACACUGGACCGUGUCUUGCGCAGAAAUAAUCUGAGGAUGAAGCAGGUCUACAGGGUGCCAUUUGAACGCAAUUCAGAAAGAGUCAAAGAAUUGCGACAUAACUAUGUGCAAAGAGUCCUUGAGCUAGAGGUGGCUGCAGUGGAGCACCAGUUCAUCUUCAUUGAUGAGGUUGGAUUCAACCUCACAAAAAGACGAAGGAGGGGAAGGAAUAUCAUCGGCCAGCGUGCCAUUGUUGAAGUCCCUGGCCAGCGCGGAGGGAACAUCCCAAUGUGUGCAGCGAUUACCCACCAAGGCGUCAUCCAUCACCAUGCUACCCUUGGCCCCUACAACACUGCCCAUCUGAUCACGUUCCUGGACACCCUACACAACACACUCAUUCCACCAGAUCAGGUAGAUGGCCCAGAGCAGCUCAGGUAUGUUGUCAUUUGGGACAAUGUAAGUUUCCACAGGGCUGCUCUGGUUCAUAACUGGUUCACUGCCCACCCACGCUUUUUAGUCCUUUAUCUCCCUCCAUAUUCUCCAUUCCUCAAUCCUAUUGAGGAAUUUUUUUUUUUUCGUGGAGAUGGAAAGUAUAUGACAGAAAUCCACAAACGCGGUUUACCUCUUCUCCAAGCUAUGGAAGACUCAUGUGGAGAUAUAGCAGCUGAUGCUUUUCAUGGCUGGAAUCGCCAUGCUAGGCGAUAUUUCCCCCGCUGCUUGGCCAGGGAAAACAUUGCUUGUGACGUGGAUGAGGUGCUGUGGCCAGACCAAAACAGAAGAGAGGAUGCAGCAUAG
Molecule: messenger RNA, 815 nt
Organism: Perca fluviatilis (European perch)
Lineage: Eukaryota; Metazoa; Chordata; Actinopteri; Perciformes; Percidae
Exons: 2
Coding region: 9-815 (268 amino acids)
Molecular function (GO): nucleic acid binding
Source: RefSeq, a predicted model, not a curated record